Molecule: messenger RNA, 1439 nt
Organism: Sinocyclocheilus rhinocerous
Lineage: Eukaryota; Metazoa; Chordata; Actinopteri; Cypriniformes; Cyprinidae
Product: solute carrier family 22 member 6-like
Exons: 7
Coding region: 234-1349 (371 amino acids)
Source: RefSeq, a predicted model, not a curated record
GUUUUGUGAUUGCAAUGUAAUUCUAUUUUGAUAAAUGCAUAGCAUGACCUAUUUAAAUGUCUAUAAUUUAUUUUUUUAUAAGGGUUUUUGACUAACAUACCUUAUCUUUAUGUUCCCACAGAUAAAUUUUACAGCCGGCUUGCUCCUCAAGGCAGAACAUUGGGUUAUAAACUCUUUUCAUCACAUGAAUUGUGAUACCUGUGAUAUUAUCUGUUGUUGUUUGCAUCUAAGCUAUGGCCUUUUCUGACCUGCUGGAGCAGGUUGGCAGCACAGGACGCUUCCAGGUCCUGCAUGUCACCCUGUUGAGCAUGCCCAUCCUAAUGAUGGCCAGCCAUAACCUGCUGCAGAAUUUUGUGGCCGCUGUGCCGCCACACCACUGCGCCCCCCACGCCAACCUCUCAAUGUCCUCCAUGGGUGCUGGGGACGUGCUACAGGCCACUGUGCCCCUGGGCCAAAACGGCAAACCGGAACGCUGCAGACGCUAUGUACAUCCUCAGUGGCAGCUUCUGAGCAGCAAUAGUUCAGAGAGCCUAUGGGAAGAGGGUGUGGAAGAAAUAGAGACACAGAGUUGUGAGGAUGGAUGGUACUACAACACGACAGAAAUGAGCUCAACUAUCAUUUCUGAGUGGGAUUUGGUUUGUGAUCAGCGUGCCCUAAAGCAAAUGAGUCAAACUACCUAUAUGGGAGGUGUCCUUGUGGGAGCAGUAAUUUUUGGGGGACUUUCUGACAGGUUUGUUGUGGAAUGGAUCCCAACACGUGUGCGGACGGUGGUGGGCACAGGAACGGGCUACUGCUACACCACCGGCCAGCUGAUUCUGGCAGCCCUUGCUUACUGCAUCAGAGACUGGCGCUGGCUCACACUGGCCGUAUCUCUGCCUUUCUAUGUGUCCUUCCUCUACUCAUGUGUCCCCCUCAAUAUCUAUGGUUACGGCCCUGCAUUGUCCGUCAUUUUGUUUCUUUUUGACAAGCAAAAACAAGAUCUGCAGAAUCCCAUACUAAUUUUCAGAGCAAGUGAUGCCAGCUUAUGCAAUUUCCUUCUGUGUCCUCUCAGUCAAAACGGAAUGGGAUGGGUGUCCAUGAUGGCUCAGUUUGGAGCGAUGGUGGCCCCCAUGGUGCUUCUUCUUGGGGAGGAUUCCUCAUGGCUACCUGGUUUUAUCUAUGGAAGGGCUCCAAUCAUCAGUGGGAUCUUCGCCUUCUUUCUCCCAGAAACCCUUGCACAACCUUUGCCCGAUACUAUCCAGGAGGUGGAUGACAGAGGUUUUGUAUGGAAAAAAGACAAAAGAUUACCUGAAAAAGAGGAUAUGGCCAAGAAGGAUCCCAGUUGUGUCCACCUGAAAGAGUCUGUCUGAGCCGGCCACUUUACUUCGUCUGAACACACAACACCAGCUUUUAUGGGAGAAAACCGAACUCAAUUCAACCCAUUCAGACGGGCAACCAUU